Acaulospora morrowiae is the source of this 151-nucleotide messenger RNA. The record is from the annotation of a GenBank genome assembly. Lineage: Eukaryota; Fungi; Glomeromycota; Glomeromycetes; Diversisporales; Acaulosporaceae.
AUGUCUGUCACUGAUCAUUCCCUCCCUCAACCACCGCUUUAUCCCUCCGCUGCUCAAGAAGGAAAUUCCGACAACCCCUUUACGACAAGAAGACAAAUUAAUGAAGAACAAAAUGGUAGACCCGGUAAUUCUAGUGAACAAGAAGAAAUAA